Molecule: messenger RNA, 1652 nt
Organism: Corvus hawaiiensis (hawaiian crow)
Lineage: Eukaryota; Metazoa; Chordata; Aves; Passeriformes; Corvidae
Gene: NMNAT3
Product: nicotinamide nucleotide adenylyltransferase 3
Exons: 5
Coding region: 336-1145 (269 amino acids)
Biological process (GO): NAD+ biosynthetic process
Cellular component (GO): mitochondrion
Molecular function (GO): nicotinate-nucleotide adenylyltransferase activity; nicotinamide-nucleotide adenylyltransferase activity
Source: RefSeq, a predicted model, not a curated record
CUCGGCCAAUGGGGAAAGGAAGAGGGUGAUGUGGAUGGGAAAUUAGGAUAAAGAGGGGCUGCGUCCCCUAACAGUUUCAGAGACCCCAUGAGAAAUGCCCCAUGGCCUCUCCCUUUAUUUCAGUGAAACGACAGGACUCCUCUGUCUCCUUUUUGGACAGAGACCUUUGCCACUGUGAAUUCUUCCAGACAUUCAUAAUUCCAAGCCUCGCAAGUCGACCUUCACCACGCUGUUAGCACAUCCCCGACGCCGCAGGGCCCGUCUUUAAUAACAGCAGGAAGCCGAAAGUUUGGGACGUCACCUUCAGGGAGGAGUUGUAAUGUUUUGCUGUCAGAAUGAAGAGCAGGAUCCCUGUCAUCCUUCUGGCCUGUGGCUCCUUUAACCCCACCACCAACAUGCACAUGCGUUUAUUUGAGCUGGCCAGAGACCACCUGCACCAAACAGGAAGAUACCGGGUGAUUGAAGGCAUAAUGUCUCCUGUCAAUGAUAACUAUGGGAAGAAAGGCUUGGUUUCAGCAAGGCACCGGGUAGCGAUGGCUAAACUGGCACUAGAGACAUCUGACUGGAUUCGGGUGGAUCCCUGGGAGAGUGAGCAGGAGACAUGGACAGAGACAGUAAAAGUAUUAAGGCACCAUUAUAAUGAAUCGCUCAGAGUGUUCCAGUCCAAGGAGUUCAUGAGAAACAAACAUCCCACAGAAAGGUCUACGGGAGAGUCCCUUUCUUGCCAGCAACCAGUUCUACCAGAAUUAAAGCUGCUCUGUGGGGCUGAUUUUCUGCAGACAUUUAAGACACCCAAUCUUUGGAAGGAAGAAGACAUCAAAGAAAUAGUGGAAAAGUUCGGUUUGGUGUGUAUUAGCCGGGCUGGCUCUGAUCCAUCUCAGUAUAUCCAGGAAUCGGACCUUUUAACGAAAUUUCAGCACAAUAUUUUUCUAGUGAAAGAGUGGAUUCAGAAUGAAAUCAGUGCAACACAGAUACGCUCUGCCUUGUGCAGAGGACAGAGCGUGAAAUAUCUCAUACCAGACUCUGUUAUUGCCUACAUUGCACACCACAAUAUCUACACAGAAGAGAGCGAGCGCAAGAAUGAAAGGGACUUCCUUCAGCCUCUCAAGCUGCAUAACACAACAAUAAAUCCUCUGAGUGACUGAUUUCUGCAGUGUGUGCCAAGUCAGACCAGGAGUUUUUUCAUGUAAAUUUCUUGAGAAAGUUGUUUCUUCUUAAUAAUGAAGGGAAAGUCCAAAAUUUCUUGAAAUCAUGUGGUGUUUUAAAUCCAUGAAUGUGUGUGGUAGUGCUCAAGAAAAUUGGGAUGCUCAGCUGCAUAGCUUAAAAUAGACAAAGAAAAGCUUCCUUGUGAAAAUAAAAGAAAGGAGAUCUUUACAAUAAAUAUUCUUAAGACUUCAAUAUUUUCAAUAAGUCAAUAAAUAUGACUUAAGGGUCAAACACAGCACUUUCCUAACUUGUAAUUCUGUAAUCCUUACUGUUCUAAAACAGCAAAAUACAAUGAAUCAUAACUUGAGAGAGAGAGAGCAAUAUGUUUAAAUAUACAUUGCUUCUAAAAUUUGACAUUAUAAGAUCCUGAAUAACUUUUUUGAUUUUUGGCAAUUUGGACAAGAGCUGGAAAUAAAUCUUCUUUCAUGCAAGUACUUAAAAAUGCA